AUCCAAGGAUCACCACGUUGGUUUUUUGACAGGGGUUUUUCAAUUUCCGUUUACAAAAAACAACGAUCUCAAGAUCUCAAGAUUUUCUUGUGAACACUGCUGUAAAAACUAGUAAAAACUUUUAAAUAUAGUGAAAAAUACUUUGACGCCAACAAAGGCGCUAAGUGUAACGUCAAAGAGCGCAUGCAACAGCAGAAAGAACGAUGAAUCUCUAUUGAAAGAAGAAAUGCAUCUUGCAACCAUAGCAAACUCGAAGGUUUCAGUUUCGUACGACAGGUUUCGCAGCAAGUACCAAUCUAAACACUUAUUUCACAGUUACCUACUAGUUAUUCCAUCAGGAUGCCAUAUGAUCGCUACAAAAUAGAAAUAAUGCACUAUUUAAACCCUCAUCUAAUAUGGGUUGAAGUCUGUGACCCAUCAGUUCUUAAAGAAGGAUUUUUAUUUGAACAAAUCGGCAUUUACGGCAUACUGCCUAUGGAAAAGACUAUGGAGUUCAGUUUGACUGAAUAUCCAUUUCUGAAUAUGAAAAGCCAGAAAUGCGACGAAUGGCUGCUUGCCGCUUCACUUGACGUGAAAGAAUUGUUAGACACGGCUGCAGAAGUAUGGUUUUCGCCAAAAUUCAUAGAUAGAAGAUUUAGCAUAUUUAAGAACAGCAUACAUAAAUAUGGUGAAAUAAUAAUUCAAACACAGACUGGGGAAUUAAUAGAGUUUUCAAAACAGCUCAUUAAAUUGGGCUAUGCUGAAAUGAAUGUUUGUGAAUUCCAUGAGAAGCUAAGUUGUGACAAACUUAACACUAAACUGAGUACAUUUCAAACUCGUGCAGUAGUCAAAGAAUUGGAAAAAUAUUGCAUAAGAAAGGAUAGAUCUGAAAAUCUUUUGAAAGAGUCUCUAACAGUGUCGAAUUUAAAUAUACAUAAUAAUGAGAUCAUACAGAAACUACAUAAAAUCAUACAGAUACUAAAAAAUAAACCCAAAGAUGACAAAAAUAUUGAAAAAGCAUUUCCAGAUGACUAUUUUAAGACAAAACCAAAGAGUGUUAAAAAUUAUCUAGUUAAUAAAAGAACCAAUAAAACUGAUAGUUAUUGUAAAGAAAAAACAAGAUCUAAGGAAAACAAUAAUAGCAGCAAUAGACAUCAAGAAAAAAAUAUUGAUACAUUCAAGACUUCUAAGAGAUUUCGUAUAAGUAAUGUCUCAAGCUCGGACACUUCAAAUAUAGAUUCUUCUAGCGAUGUAGCGAUGUGAUGAUGAAGCAGAUAACAAUGGUGAUGUGGUGGUGCAUUGCUAUGUGAUCGGCUGUAACAGUGAAACAUAACCUAUCAUUUGUAGGUCUGAUUUAUUUUGUUCCUUUCGGGUAUAAGCGUCUGGCAAGUCCACCUGGAUUCCUUGUCUGAGAGACCCUUGGAAAGUGUACAACAGAAUUAGCCACAUUAUUAUUUUAAGUAAACUUUUUGGAUGGAAAGUUUUUAAAAAUCUGCCAUCCUGUUUCUAAAUAGUGGUGAACCGUGAAAAGUAUUAACUCAGUUAUCACCAAAAAACGUGAGAAUUUUUAAAUCUAAAUGGGAAUUUUUAAACACUGUUAACAUUUACAUUUAUAAGUUUGAUUCUAGCAAAUUUUUUUAGAAACGUCAGCAGUGUAUGUUUCCUGGUAUAUCAAUAUAUUCGGCUAUGGGUGACGUGAAAUUAAAGAAAAAAAAACCGGCCAAGUGCGAGUCAGACUCGCGCACCGAGGGUUCCGUACUCGGGUAUUUUUUUCAACAUUUUGCACGAUAAAUCAUAAACUAUUAUGCAUAAAAAUAAAUAAAAAUCUGUUUUAGAAUUAAAGCCCAUUAGAAUGUAAAGCCCAUAAAGCAUAUGAUACCCCACUUGGUAUGGUAUC
Messenger RNA from Maniola jurtina (meadow brown), 1876 nucleotides. Its product is annotated as putative ATP-dependent RNA helicase TDRD12. NCBI's taxonomy places the organism in Eukaryota, Metazoa, Arthropoda, Insecta, Lepidoptera, Nymphalidae. The transcript has 3 exons. The record is from RefSeq and is a predicted model, not a curated record. Bases 340 to 1242 code for a protein of 300 amino acids.